UCAACACAUUUCCAAUAGUCCCAUUUGAAAUUCAAAAUAUAUAGUAGUAGAAAAUAGUGUGAUCUUAAAUUUAAUCUACCAUGGCUAUCGACAGUCCUCUACUGAAUAACGGUGUCAACUCUCCUCCUAGUGUUGUUCAUCAUGAAGAAGAGAAGCCACUGAAAAUUGUUCACAAAAUUGGGGUGGAGUCGAAGAAGCUAUGGAAAAUAGCCGGUCCAACAAUCUUAACUUCUUUAUCUCAGUACUCGCUUGGUGCAUUCACUUCUACGUUUGUUGGCCAUGUUAACGAGCUCGAUCUUGCAGCUUUUUCUGUUGAAAAUUCUGUUAUUGCUGGUUUCGCCUUUGGUUUCUUAUUGGGUAUGGGAAGUGCAUUGGAGACACUAUGUGGGCAAGCAUUUGGUGCUGGACAUAUAAGAAUGAUGGGAAUUUACAUGCAAAGAUCAUGGAUUAUCUUGGUGGCUACUGGCCUUUUAUUGCUACCUUUUUAUAUUUGGGCAACUCCCCUCUUGAAGCUUGUUGGACAGACUGAUGAGAUCGCAGAAGCUGCUGGCACAUUUGCUUUGUGGAUGAUACCACAAAUAUUUGCAUAUGCUUUGAACUUUCCAAUCCAAAAGUUCUUACAAGCACAAAGGAAAGUCCUGGUGAUGUUAUGGAUAUCAUUAGGUGUUUUAGUGUUACAUGUACCUCUUAGUUGGCUUCUAAUAUUGAAACUAAAUUGGGGCUUAGUUGGAGCUGCAAUUAUUCUAAACACAUCAUGGUGGUUGAUUGUCAUUGGUCAACUUUUGUACAUUUUCAUCACCAAAUCAGAUGGUGCUUGGAGUGGAUUCUCAUGGCUAGCUUUUGCAGAUUUGUUUAAUUUUUUGAAACUUUCUUUAGCUUCAGCUGUUAUGUUAUGCUUGGAGUUUUGGUACUUGAUGAUAUUGGUGGUGAUAACAGGGCAUUUGGCAAACCCUUUGGUGCCAUUGGAUGCUGUAUCUAUUUGUAUGAACAUAAAUGGUUGGGAUAUGAUGAUCGCGCUAGGGUUUAACGUUGCAAUAAGUGUGAGAGUAUCAAAUGAACUUGGAGCAGGUGAUUUUCGAGCUGCAAAGUUCUCAGUGAUAGUGGUUUCCCUCACAUCAAUAUCCAUUGGUGUUGUUGCUAUGAUCAUAGUACUAACAACUAGAGAUUACUUUCCUCAAUUGUUCACUUCAAGCUAUGAGGUUGCUGAGGAAACAACUAAACUUGCUGCUUUGCUUAGUAUCACUGUACUUCUAAACAGCCUUCAACCAGUAUUGUCUGGUGUUGCUAUUGGAGCUGGUUGGCAAUCUCUUGUAGCUUACAUCAAUCUUGGAUCCUACUAUGCUGUUGGAUUACCAGCAGGGAUAUUGUUGGGAUUCACAUUUGGUUUUGGAGCAGAGGGUAUUUGGUCAGGUCUGAUUGGAGGCAUAGCUGUGCAGACCAUAAUCCUUAUAAUUGUUACUUCAUUAACCAAUUGGAAAAAAGAGGCUGAUGAAGCAGAAAGCCGUGUGAGGAAGUGGGGAGGAACAAUUUCAAUUGAGAAUUAAAUUUCAUUAGGUUGAAUGAACAAUGAAGGCACCAAAUUCAUUGCCCAACUUCACAUUACUCUCUGUCAAGUCACAUUGAGUUGUACUCAAGAUAUUAUUGACUUGGAAAAUCUCUGAGAUUUUGCGGUUUCAAUUAUGGAUUAGUUUAGCUUGUUUUAGUUUCUAGAAAUUAUUUAAUCAAUGAUUUGUACUCUUCAUUUUUCUUCAAACACAAUAAUGUUGUAUUAUUUUUUAAACAACAAUAUUAGUAAUUUAUUGUUAGAUUAAUAUUUUUCUUCUUUGCUCAUA
Medicago truncatula (barrel medic) is the source of this 1832-nucleotide messenger RNA. RefSeq names its product protein DETOXIFICATION 33. Gene Ontology annotation, cellular component: membrane. Gene Ontology annotation, molecular function: antiporter activity; xenobiotic transmembrane transporter activity. The transcript has 9 exons. The record is from RefSeq and is a predicted model, not a curated record. The coding region runs from base 81 to 1544 and encodes 487 amino acids. NCBI's taxonomy places the organism in Eukaryota, Viridiplantae, Streptophyta, Magnoliopsida, Fabales, Fabaceae. Gene Ontology annotation, biological process: xenobiotic detoxification by transmembrane export across the plasma membrane.